Messenger RNA from Osmerus eperlanus (European smelt), 4508 nucleotides. It is a transcript of the gene trim3b, whose product is annotated as tripartite motif containing 3b. Bases 292 to 2625 code for a protein of 777 amino acids. The record is from RefSeq and is a predicted model, not a curated record. Gene Ontology annotation, biological process: proteasome-mediated ubiquitin-dependent protein catabolic process; negative regulation of translation; protein polyubiquitination. The transcript is spliced from 17 exons. Lineage: Eukaryota; Metazoa; Chordata; Actinopteri; Osmeriformes; Osmeridae. Gene Ontology annotation, molecular function: translation repressor activity; zinc ion binding; protein binding.
CUCCUUCUCUUUUUCCUCCUCUUCCCGGGGUUUUUUUUUCCUGCCUGGUGUCUCUCUGCAAUGUUGUCUUCUGUGGAUGGAUACCUCCCUUUGUGGAGAAAAACGCUGACUCCUGACUGAGACCAGCCCUCUGCUUAUCUCUCUCUCCCUCUCACCCUCUCUCUCUCUCUCUCUCUCUCUCUCUCUCUCUCUCUCUCUCUCUCUCUCUCUCUCUCUCUCUCUCUCUCUCGCUGUCUCCCUUGGAAACCUCACGUUAACUGACGUCCCAACACUCGGAGUCUCGCUCCUUGGAUGUCUGUUGCCAUGGCGAUGCGUGACAAGGCCAGCACCAGCCCUGUGGUCCGGCAGAUAGACAAGCAGUUCCUGGUCUGCAGCAUCUGUCUAGACCACUACCACAACCCCAAGGUCCUGCCUUGCCUGCACACCUUCUGCGAAAGUUGUCUCCAGAACUAUAUCCCUCCAGAGUCUUUAACGUUGUCGUGUCCAGUGUGUCGGCAGACCUCCAUCUUGCCUGAGAAGGGGGUGUCAGCACUACAGAACAACUUCUUCAUCACCAAUCUCAUGGAGUGUGUGUUUGACCAGGUCCUCCAGAGAGAUCCGGAAUGUUCUCGUCCGGAGGCCUGCAGCGUCCUGGAGUCGGUCAGCGCUGCAGCUGCAGGGAAGCCCCUCUCCUGCCCCAACCACGAGGGCAAGGUGAUGGAGUUCUACUGCGAGUCGUGCGAGACGGCCAUGUGUCUGGACUGCACGGAGGCGGAGCACCGCGAGCACGUGACCGUGCCCCUCCGGGACGUCCUGGAGCAGCACAAGACGGAGCUGAAGACCCAGCUGGACGCCAUACGCAACAGGCUGCCCCAGCUCACGGCCGCCAUCGAGCUGGUCACGGAGAUCUCCCGUCAGCUGACGGAGAGGAAGAACGAGGCGGUGGCCGAGAUCACGGGCACCUUCGAGGAGCUGGAGCGGGCGCUGAACCAGCGCAAGACGGCCCUCGUGACCGACCUGGAGAGCAUCUGCAACACCAAGCAGAAGGUCCUGCAGGCCCAGCUCUCCUCUCUGCUCCAGGGCAAGGAGCACAUCCAGAGCAGCUGUAACUUCACGGAGCAGGCCCUGAACCACGGCAGCGCCACUGAGUCGGGUCUUUGUGUCCAGGUCCUGCUGGUGCAGAAGCAGAUGUCGGAGAGGGUGGCGGCCCUGGCCCGGCACGACUUCCCGGACAAGCCUCACCAGAACGCCCACCUGGACUGCCAGGUGGAGACCGAGGGGCUGCGUCGCUCCAUCCAGAACCUGGGGGUCCUCAUCACCACGGCAGCAGUAGGCCACACCUCCGUGGCCACUGGAGAGGGUCUUCGCCACGCGGCGACGGGACAACACCUCAGUAUCACCGUGACAACCAAGGACAAGGACGGGGAGCUGGUGAAGACCGGCAACGCCGCCCUGAAGGCCGAGAUCACGGCCGCGGACGGCUCGCGCGCCGCGGACCCCGACGUGACCGACAACAAGAACGGCACGUACGAGGUGGGCUACGUGCUCCGCACCGAGGGCGAGCACGCCUUCGCCCUGUCGCUGUACGGCCAGCCGGUCCGCGGCAGCCCCUUCCGCCUGCGGGCCGUCAAGCCCUCCGACGUGCCCCAGUCCCCGGACGACGUGAAGCGGCGGGUCAAGUCACCCAGCGGGACCGGGGGCCACGUGAGGCAGAAGGCGGUGAGGCGGCCCUCCAGCAUGUACAGCACCACCAAGAAGAAGGAGAACCCCAUCGAGGACGAGCUCAUCUACAGAGUGGGUUCUCGGGGGAGAGAGAAGGGAGAGUUCACCAACCUGCAGGGUAUCUCUGCCUCCAGCAACGGCAGAGUGGUGGUAGCCGAUAGCAACAACCAGUGUAUACAGGUGUUCUCCAAUGACGGCCAGUUCAAGAUGCGCUUCGGGGUCAGAGGUCGCACGCCUGGCCAGCUGCAGAGGCCCACAGGCGUCACCGUGGACAUGAACGGUGACAUCAUCGUGGCGGACUACGACAACCGAUGGGUCAGCAUCUUCUCCUCUGAUGGGAAGUUCAAGAAUAAGAUUGGAGCUGGCAAGCUGAUGGGCCCCAAGGGCGUCGCCGUGGACAGGAACGGACACAUCAUCGCGGUCGACAACAAGGCGUGCUGCGUGUUCAUCUUCCAGGCCAACGGGAAGCUGGUGACCAAAUUUGGAGCCAGGGGGACUUCUGACCGCCAGUUCGCAGAAAAGAGUGGUGCAAACUUAAAUAGAUCUGGCCCUGUGUUCAGUCCACACUUUGUAGCAGUGAACAACAAGAAUGAGAUUGUUGUGACAGAUUUCCACAACCACUCCGUAAAGGUGUACAGUGCAGACGGAGAGUUCCUGUUCAAGUUUGGAUCACACGGGGAGGGGAACGGCCAGUUCAACGCUCCUACCGGGGUGGCGGUGGAUGCCAACGGCAACAUCAUCGUGGCAGACUGGGGCAACAGCCGGAUACAGGUGUUUGACAGCGCGGGCUCCUUCCUGUCCUACAUCAACACGUCAGCUGACCCGCUCUACGGGCCCCAGGGCCUGGCCCUCACCUCCGACGGACACGUGGCCGUGGCGGACUCUGGUAACCACUGCUUCAAGGUGUAUCGCUACCUGCAGUAGUGGAGGAAGCAGGCCCUGGCCCCUCAGACUGCAGCGGGAAGCAGAGGGGCGGGGGGGCUUCACCUAGCUAACUCGACCCAGCAUUACUCUCUGAAGUAUCUAACCAGCUCAAACAAUAACAAGCACCAUAGAAGGAUUUUAGUCCAAAGGAAUGUCCCCUGACUACACUCUUGAUCCUGACAGUUUGCAUCUUGCCACGCUCACCCACUGACCGCACCUGACAAGCACGAUUGAUGACUCAACAGGUUUAAAGACACCUCCUGUUUUUCGGACAUUUCCGCUUUAUGGGCAACUUUCAAUAACUUGGUUUUUAGGAAGUGAUUAUAUCCAAAGACAACUGUGUGAAGAAUCACUGAUCGCUCGAGACAUCUGAUCGCCCGUAUUUACCCUUCGCACAAAACGUUUAUCGUCUACCAACCGCCACUUUUAUCAUCUAAGCAAACCACUAAUCCAGGGUUUGAUCCAGUGGAAUCCCACAAACUGUCCACUCUGUCUUGGUCCCACUCUUCACUAUCUUUGUGUAUUUGUGUGCCCAUGUAAUGCUGACUGUGCAUAUUUGUGUUCAUGUUUUUUUUUUUGUAAAUAAAUUCAUCGAAAAUGUUGUUGUAUACGUUUCACUUAACAUUUCAGAUUUGGCGAAGCUUUCUUUAGUCGUGUAUAUUUCAUCUUAAUCUCAGCACUGAUACUACAGUAAACCGAAAGAUUUGAUCCACAAACAUACCUAAUGAAUUGCAGUGUUAAAUAGCACAAUGAUAAACAUAUCAAAUGUUGUAAUUAAAUUUACAACCUAAAACACAUGCGAGGGCUUGAUUUAUUUUCUAUCGUCAUUUUCUACCUGAUUUUAUCCUAAUUAUUUUUAUAAUUUGGUGUUUGGAUAUUUACCACACUUUGCCAAACUUCGUAUAGGCCUUGAGAUAAACAUUGUAUCACUGCAAACUGUAUUCUUCAACCUUCCCUUGUUGAGAUUACAUCCACAUCAUUUUGCCAAAUCCAUUUGUAUCAUGAUACGUUCUUGUUAAAUACAACACAAAGAUCAUCACUUCAAGAAAUAAUUUACUAGAGUAAUAUAUAUGCCUGUGUGUAAAGAUAGCUGUCAUAUACUUGUAUAUCAUAUUCUAAAAAGGUAACUGUAUAUUACUGUCAUACUGUAAUAAUGUUGUAGCUGACUAAAGCACCUUGGCAUGGAUUUGCCAGUAUGUGUAUUUUUUUGUUCUGUUCCGAUUUUUCUGUUCCACUUGUGUCCCUGGAGAGCCGCUAGCUGAAAGCCAACAUGGACAGACCCGACUCAGUAUUUUUCUGAAUGUUUGGUUAUUUUGAAAUACUCAAACAAAGACUUGAAGGUCCUUGAAGGUCACUUUAAUCCCAGUGUUGUAUUUCCUUUCAUUUAUUAACAACAUACAUCUCUGAGGUCCAUUUAUUUGUUAUUUCAUACAUCACUAUUCUCACUGCUGCCUUCUACUUCAAUCCUGCUCUCUUUCCCUCUUCCACUCGCUUUUAUUCUCAUUGUCUCCACUGUUCAACAAGUCUCACCCACAUUUAUCCUUAUUAUUGCUGACAAGGAAAGGCUGGUCGUCACUUAAAUCCUCUAUAGUCUUUUCAAACUGUCUAGACAGCUCAAACAUCAACCACAUUAUGUUUUUUUUCCUCUUUUAUUUGUUGACUUCUUCCCUAAUUCUUAUCAAAUCCAUCCAACACGUGACAGUGCUUGGAUGAAACUGAAAUAAAGAUAUUGCACAACGCUAUUUUACUCAUUUACAAAACAUGAUGUAUACUUAAAUGGAUCAGUCACCGGUGUAUUACUGUCAAGUCACAUUAUGCCAUGAUUUCAUAUGUAUGUAAUUAAGAUUGUAUAUAAUAAAGAUAAACCAUGGUUGUCCACAUGA